AUGGAGAAUAUACUGAGAUCUGCAUUCUUCUCCAGCAGGGACCAGCAAGCAGCACUCUGCACCAGUAAGGACAAUGUGACGGCCACAGGGUCGGGAGCACAAGGUAAGCCAGAUGCAGGGAACGGGACCCCUAGCCAGAGGAAGCGUAAGAGGACCCUAUACAGCAAGUGGCAGCAGGUGGAGCUAGAGAGCGUCUUUGAAGUCAUCCCUUACCCAGACAUCAGCACCAGGGAGCACCUGGCCAAGAUCAUCAGGCUCCCCGAGUCUAAGGUCCAGGUGUGGUUCCAGAACCGCAGGGCUCGGAAAAACAAGAGCGGCAAGUUGGACAAAUCACUUUACAGGAGAGGCUCUACAUGUCAUCCUGCUCAUCUUUUCCUGAGGGCUGCUUCCCCAUCACAUUGCUAUAAUCAAAGGGAUCGCCUGAUUACCAUGUCUUUACCUACAAACCAGCCAAUGACCCAUGGGCACAAUGAUCAGCAGAUAACUGCCAUGCAGCAAGCGGGGCACUCAGCCUUUUAUCAGGCGUCUCCUCCAAUUUCUCAGCAGUACCUGGGAGAGGAGACAUAUCAGUGUGCCUACUGGCACCAGGAUCCACAGUGGCAGAAUGUCACCUCCAGCACUAUCAGUGCUACAAGCCCAGAAUAUGGCUGUCAGGCUACCUGGUAUGACACACAGCUGAAUGAUUUGGAGCAAGUCAUUAUGCCAUCCCAUGGUCCAUAUUGGGAGUUAUUCCCCCAUACUAUGAGUGAGAAAGGAUCUCAGACCUCUCUCGGAUAUAUAUCUGAUGUGAUUUAUAAUGCUGCCUUACUUACUAACCUGGGGGAUGUCUAGGUCUCCCCCCAAAUGUAGAUAGAGACACCAGCUCUCCGCACAUUUGUGGACAUUUGAUUUUACCCAGUUCUGAAACAUGUUUGAGAUCAUUGGGAUAAUGAACUCUAACUGGAUGAUGAAUCCCAGUAGACACCUGACAUGGUAUCGCCUCGCAUUUGCUGAUGUCUGGAACAAAGGUUUCAGUGGUCAUGAACUUUUAUUUUUCCAAGUGGAGUUAACACUGUCUUGCAGCUUUGUUUUUUUCCUGUUUUAAUAUAAAAAAAUAUAUAAAAAAGGGCAAAAGUCAUAUAAAUCAAAUAAAAAGUAUAUAAGAUAACAAAAAUAUAAAAAAUGCAACUUUUUUUUGCAAGUGGUAUUAUUUGUUACAGUCAUUGGCUAGACGUGCAUUUAUAUUUCCUUAGAAAAUGAAGGUGAAUGAUUAGCUUUCGACUGGUAGCAUGGGGGUCUAUGUACUAUGCCUUGG
Pseudophryne corroboree (corroboree frog) is the source of this 1294-nucleotide messenger RNA. It is a transcript of the gene SEBOX, whose product is annotated as SEBOX homeobox. The transcript is spliced from 3 exons. The record is from RefSeq and is a predicted model, not a curated record. Gene Ontology annotation, biological process: regulation of DNA-templated transcription. Gene Ontology annotation, molecular function: DNA-binding transcription factor activity, RNA polymerase II-specific; DNA binding. NCBI's taxonomy places the organism in Eukaryota, Metazoa, Chordata, Amphibia, Anura, Myobatrachidae. Bases 1 to 831 code for a protein of 276 amino acids.